AUGCCACACAAUAAUCAAAAUGAUGACGAGAUUUUAAUAGCACAUCCAUGCUAUCGUGGCCGUAGCCAUUCGUCCAAUGCUGUGUGUCCUGCCUAUUGUGAUUGUGAAUUUCCCAAAUCGACAAUUGUGUCGGGCUAUAAGGGUCACGUUCCAGAUUUGGUAAAAUGCCGUUGUGGUGAAGAUGAUCCUGCCUAUCAUACCAUCAAAUGGAAUUGGUAUAAAUGCCCCGAAUCCGAUAUACAUUUGGAUGGACCGAAUGUAACAUUCCAUCCCACAUAUUCACAAGGUACUGCCAUGAUACGUGGUGAUCAGCCGCUGGCGGCGGGUAUGAUGCAUUUUUGGGAAAUGAGAAUACUGACGGCGCUGUCCGGAACUGAUGUGAUGUUCGGUGUGGGUACGGAUAAAGUCGACUUGACACAAUUCAAAUUCCAUUUCGUUUCGGCCUUGGGCACAAAUGCCCAAUCGUGGGGUUUCUCUUACGAAGGGAAAGUUCAUCACAAUGGCCAUCAACUGCCAUAUGGGCAAAAAUUCUCUCAGGGUUGCAUUGUGGGUGUUCUCCUAGAUCGAACACGAGGCCAAUUGGAAUUCUUUUUGAAUCGUCGUUCCCUAGGGGUGGCCUUCAAUAACAUACCUACCGAUCCCAGUGUUAAAUUAUAUCCCAUGAUAUGUUCCACAGCAGCCAAAUCAUCGAUACGUCUAAUAAAUGCCACAUCCCAAGCGGAAUGCUUACAGCUGAGAGCUUUUCGUGCGGUAUCCAAACAACCCAAAGCCAUGGAAGAACUAAGACAGUUACCGGGUCUAAAGACCAUUAUGAAUGAUUAUUGGUUUUUGGCACCUCCGGUGCGUUAUUCUCAGCAGAGUAAAGACUCGGAAUUCGAUAUACUCGAUGAGGCAGUGUUGUCGAAAAAUCGCCGGGGACGUAAACAGAAGUAUAAAGAUGACGACAUUGAUGUCAAUGAUCUCUACAGCAAUGCCCAUAAAAUUGCCUUGCGCCAUCACCGCUCGGAUAGUGAUGAUGAACCUGCCCUUAAUGAGUAUUUUGAUGAAUAUUUCCAUUAUCUAUUCUAAGC
This is a messenger RNA of Musca vetustissima, 1070 nucleotides long. RefSeq names its product SPRY domain-containing SOCS box protein 3. Lineage: Eukaryota; Metazoa; Arthropoda; Insecta; Diptera; Muscidae. Gene Ontology annotation, biological process: proteasome-mediated ubiquitin-dependent protein catabolic process. Gene Ontology annotation, molecular function: protein binding. The record is from RefSeq and is a predicted model, not a curated record. Gene Ontology annotation, cellular component: SCF ubiquitin ligase complex. The transcript is spliced from 3 exons. Bases 1 to 1068 code for a protein of 355 amino acids.